AUGGCUGGGUCUUUUGCUGUUUUUGAAGCUUUAGAAAUUCAAACAACUUUUGAUGUAAUGAAUACUUCGUUUUAUACAAGAUUUGUGCAAUUUUACUUUGAUGGUGAUAAUGAAGAGGAAGCAGACAAUUUUUACAAAUAUGUUCCCGAAAAUGGUUCUGCCAAACCCGGAGAUUGGGAUACUGAAAAUGGAAUUCUUACAAAUGAAGAAAGGAUUAAAGAAAAUGUAGCAAAACAUAAAGAAGCAAAUAAAAAGUUGAUAGAAGAUUUUGGAAAGGGUGAUGGAUUUUAUCAAAACAAACCUUCAACGCUCGAAGAUCUAUACAAAAACAUUAAUUUUCAUUUUAUUAAUCAACAUCCAAAAGGAAAAUUCGAACAUUUUCCAAAUUUUAAAAAUGUUAUGUAUAUUGGGGGAAUUAUUGUUGAAGAACAGGGAAUAAUGACAAAAAAGAAAAGAGAGAAUAAGAAAGAGCCCGAAUGUAUUGUUUAUGUUGCAUUCGGGACAGUCUAUGAAGAUGGAGGAUUGAAAAAUAAUCUGGAAAUAAUGUUAGAAGAAUUUAGAAAAUAUGGCGAUUGUUUAUUUAAAGUUAGAAUUGGAAAAAAUGAGAUAACAGAAACAUAUAAAGCAGAUAAUAUAGAAUUUUUGGAAGUAUUUGCAGAACAGCAAAAUAUAUUAGCCCAAACAAAUACAAAACUAUUCAUUUCCCAUUGUGGACAGAACAGUUUUAAUGAGGCAAUGUAUGCAGGUGUUCCCCUAAUUUGUAUUCCAAAAUUUGCUGAUCAGUUUUACCUUUCUUCGCUGGCUGAACAUUUGGGCAUUGGGAUUUAUGUUUUAAAUGAUGACCAUUUUGGAGUUAGAUUCUCAGAAGCUCUUAGUAAAUUUAUGAAAGAAAUAACGGACGAUGGGAUAUCUGAAACAGCGUAA
Messenger RNA from Meloidogyne enterolobii, 924 nucleotides. The record is from the annotation of a GenBank genome assembly. NCBI's taxonomy places the organism in Eukaryota, Metazoa, Nematoda, Chromadorea, Rhabditida, Meloidogynidae.